ACCAAGAAGUGUGAUUUUGUCUCUUUUGGCUUUUGUAUGCCUAGAUAAGCCUUGUAAGCAUAUUUAUGGUUUCCUGUGUGAUAGGUAGGGAGCCCUGGUGGGUUUGAUUUUGGUUUUUUUUGUGUGUGUGUCAUAUUUGGAAAACCAGAGGCCCCCCAUGUAACUUAAUAGAAGAUGCUACAAAAAACAUCAGCAACCAAGGUCUGGUGGUAAAGACGGGUGACCGCCAAGUAUGGGUUCGAGAGCCUUAAAACUUCUAUGGUAACCAUGUAGUACCAGAUAAUAUUUCUCAAAAUCCCUAUUACCAACCCAAAAUUUAAACACACUCCAUGACUCAGCAUGUUUCUAUUAAUGAGAACACAUGGUAUCCAAAAAAAAUUCAAAACAGAAAAUAAUUUGGACCUUGAACAGGUUUUAACCUACAGUUCAUUCAAAUUCAUAAAUAAUAAGCUGGCUGAUAAGGAGUUCUACUGGAUUAAGUGGAAUUCUGCAGGUAGGCUGACUAGUCAAAGUGAAAUCCCCACAGACCCCAAGCGAAGCUUUCUUUUCGUUUCAGAUACGCUUGUGGGCACGAAGGAGGGAUUUAGUCCAAAGUGCCUUGGGGUUUUGUUCAGUCCACAGUGUAAUUUUUUCCUCUUUUGCCGAUAGCCAUUUCCUUCACAUUGCUAAGAGGACUUUUUUCCUAAUGAAGCGUGAAAAUUGAUUUGUAUCUUGCCAGGAGGGUUCUUCUAAGCCUUAAGAUAUUAAAGAUUUCAUGAGAACACAUGAAGAAUAUCUUCCUGAAUCAUUUACAUUUUCCGCUUUUGUAGGCUUAUGUAACCAUGCAGAAAAUCUAAUAAUAAGUGUGCUAUUAGUGUACCAGGUGCCAUCCUGCAGGCAGCGGGCCUGCCAGGGUUAGAAAUACCAGGGCCCCGGGUUUUAGGAUAGCAUUCAAGUGCACAGGUUUCCAAAGUGAAGCCUUAUGGGAAAAUCUCUAGCUAAUUGGACACAUAGCCAAUUUUUAUCAGAUUUUUUUUCCCCCCAUCCUUUUCCUGUUUAAUCUUCUUCUCUCUUUUAUCAUGGCUGAAGGAAACAGCAGCUGUGGACCUUUCUUUCAGAAGGCAGUGUAUCUCCAAAGCAAGUAGCUUGGACGAAUACUAUUCUCAAGGAAGUGUUCGUCUAACACGGGUGAUGCUAAACCCAUAUCAAAACCGAACAGGGCACAGACUGCUAGAUUUAGGUUAAAGAAGGCUUCUGAAUUAGUGCCAUUAUUGUUAGCUGCCUUUGAGUUGGUAUGUUGUUACCGCCAUCCAGCCAGCCCCCAUGGUGACCCCAUGCACUGCCCAGUUCCGCACCCUCCCCAUGAUCGGUUUUGGAUCAGACCCUUGUGAUCCAUAGGGUUUUCAGUGGCUGAUUUUCACAAGUAGAUCACCAGGCCUUUCUUCCUAGUCUGUCUUACUCCAGAAGCUCCGCUGAUAUAAUACCUGCUCAGUAUUAUAUCAACUUGAAUGUCUCCACUGACAAGGUGGGUGGUGGCUGUGAAUGACGUACAUUGGUCGGGAAUUGAACCUGGCGCUCCUGCAAGGAAAGGGAGAAUUCUACCACUGAAUCGAUAAUGCUACGAGUCAGCAUGGGGGGACAAUAAAUAGGAAGAAACAAAGUUACAGGCAUUAUUAUCAGAUGGAAUUUACCCAGCACCCAUUUUCAAAUGACAAGGAGCUGGUACUUGUCAGCCUUUCCGACGCUUCAUAAUUUAAUAAAACAUUCUAUCCAAGUCCCCAGAAACCACCAUGAUUAUCAGGGUGAGAAAACAGAGAAUGAGAAAUUUUUUUUUUUUACUCCCUCUAUUUUUGUAAUCAGGCCAGCAGGGCUGGGCGGGGCAGUGGCGCAUUAGCAACUGUAGUAGAUAAAAGGUUUACAGAGUUGUUGACAGCUCUUUCCUCAGAGACACUUUUCCUGCAGAUUAUUUGCUUUGGACCAUAAGUAACAGGGAUAUAGUUCUUAAAGUUUAAUCGUUUGUGCUAGGAGAAAAGAAAAAGGGUGCUGUUAAAGAUAGCUUAGUCAUGGGAAUCAGGGCGAGUGACAGAUCCCGUCCAAAUCCACAUCCCUUCCUGAUAACCCUGGAGCUUCGGUUACUCCUUUCUCCUUGAUGUUGCCUCUGGGGUGGGGAUGAGGUCUGAGAACAUCUACUCUCUAUUUGCUGGUGUGGGGAGGAAGUUCUUGCCUUUAUCUAGCCCUUGCCUUUCUUACUCGCUUCACACUGCAGACUUCUGCAAAGUUGCUAGGUACGUGGCUGAGUGGGUGUCUUUUCUCUGCCAGCACAGCAGUAUUCUUCUGAAGCAAAGUUUGCAGGGCUUAGCUACUGCCAGCAAGCUGUUUGGGCCCGUUCUAUUUUGCUUUUCUGCGAAACAAAAUAUUUCCAGGGACUUAGGUUAAUGUCAUGCCCUCCCCCUCGUUCUUGGAAAAAUGCAAGAAAACACACGUUUCACCCAGGUUAUAUGUUGUUCAGAUGUAUUUCUCUUCUUUCAGUGUUUUCCCUUCAAUUGUAUUCCCAUAAUACAGGGAAACCUAUGAGAGCCGGAACUCAACAGGACUGCAUUGUUUUUCUGGGUCUCCCAAGUUUUUUACCUUUGACAGGGUGCAGUCGCCACUUUUCUGUCACUCUCUAGUGAAAAAUAUUUGCGUUUUCCUUCUUUGACAGGUUCUGGCUUUCGAAGGUUUUACUGUAUCAUGUGCUGGGGUUUACUUCUUUCAUCCCAGACCCCAGCUUAACUCCACGUGAGAUAUAGGUGACAGCUGCGGACCUUUGGGGCUCACUCACCAUCCAAACAUCAUAGGUAUCCUUUCAACACUGCUAACCUGGUGGCGCAGUGGUUAAGAGCUCGGCUGCUAACCAAAAGGUGGGUGGUUCAAAUCCACCAGCUGCUCCUUGGGAACUCCAUAGGGCAGUUCUACUCAGUUCCAUAGGGUCGCUGUGAGUUGGAAUUGACCUGAUGGCAAUGGGUUUGGUUUUUCUAACCUCAAGUAGCAUGCUAUUGAUGUUACAUCACCACUUACACCUUCUGUGAAAUUUUCUCUAUAAUUGACGACCAUUUGGACCAAUGAUAUUCCAUUAAGGUCCAGAAAACCAAAAGAUCUGUUGCCACUGAGCCGAUUCUGAUUCUUAGCGACCCUAUAGGACAGAGUAGAACUGCCCCAUAGGGCUUCCAAGGAGCGGCUAGUGAAUUCAAACCACCGAUUUUUUGGUUAGCAGCCAAGCUCUUAACCACUGCCGCACCAAGGCUCCCUUAAGGUUCAGAGGUGCUCAUUAAAAAGAACAUUGACUAGUGUGGUAGAUGGGCCUCAUCAUUAUGAAUCCAGGAAAGGGCUCUGUGGAACUUGUUAUAUAAGGCGUUUAUAGAUUGUUAAAGGAUUAGCUUUAUGUGAACCAUUUUCAGGUUAAUCAGUUGUGAGAAACCAGAUUUGAUGCUUAAGCAGGCUUGAAGUAUGAUUUUAUAGUAAGAAAAGUUGUUAAGCUACCGUUAGUUUUAAUAAAUCCUCUAGCUUACUAAUUGACCAUACUCUCUGACUUUGCACUUAACUGUAUAUGGUCUUAUUCCCUAAUUAUGUUAUGUGUGAGUCUUAUUUUUUCCAACUAGAGUGUAAAGCCCUUUUUUAGCAAGGACAAUGUCAGUAUCUCUUUUGCUCCCUCCUUCUAAAACCUUUGGGUGUAAUUCUAGGUACAUGGCAGAUGCUAAGGAAUUUAUAUUUUGAGUGUUGGCUACAUUUUUUUUAGGAUGUCAUUACAAUAUGUUGUCACAUGGUCUAUCUUAUUAUGUUAAUGUGUUAUUGUGUGUCAUGUAAGAUAUGUCUGUUUACAGAAAAACUUACUCAUGCAACAUGUUGGUCUAUAACCAGGCUGUUAUCAAUAGGAAAAUAGGAAAAACAUUACCAGGUUCGUAUGGAAUUAGAGAGGAUGGACUGGUCUGCUUUGGGUAUAAUGCCAUUACCUAAUAAGGAAAUGUUUUCCAGACCGAGGUCUUUCCAUCAGAAAUAUGAGUUGUUGUUGUUAGCUGCUAUUGACUCAGACCCCAACUCAUGGCGACCCCAUGCACAACAGAAUUGGACUGUUGUGAUCUAUAGGGUUUUCAGUGGCUGAUUUUCAGAAGUAGAUCUCUACGCCUGUCUUCCUAGUCCAUCUUAGUAGCCUGGAAGCCCCAGUUAAACGCAUUCUGCAUCAUAGCAGCAUGAAAGCCUCCACUGACAGGCUACACUUGAGGUAGCUGCUCCUGAGGUACGUUCACGAGGAAUCAAACCUGGGUCUCCCCCGUGGAAGGUGAAAAAACUACCACUGAACCACUGCCUCUCCCAAGAAAUGUGGAUAGGACCAAUUAAAAGGCGUAUUUGCAUUUACCUUUCACAGAGCAAUUGGCAAUUAUUGUCUCUUGUCCACCUGUGUUAAUGUUCCCACGACACAGGUGGAAAAUAACAGAAGUAAAACUUCUAUAAAUGGAAAAACUGUAGCACAAACAAGAACCUUUAGAUCAUUUAUAAGUAGUGACCAGAUCUUUUAUAAGUAGAAACCACACCAUUAAGCCAUAAUUGAUUUAAGAAUACAAUUGAUGGUUGCAGAUUUCCAGGAUGGAAUGAAGCGUAAAUGGCAGCAUGCUCAGGAAGCUAGACCAGGACAUCCCCUCAGUGUCCUUGAAAUAGGGGUUACAAGAGCACCCACCUGGCCCUUUGUGCCUCUUAUAUGAGAGUCUCGUUCAGCCUUUUAUCACCUGCCUCCUUCCUACCACAUAAAGGUUCUAUCCCUGUUUUCCAUGCUGCCAACCAUGUUGUCAAAGACGUAGCGCAACGUCUAAGCUGUUCAUACCACCUUAUAGGGGUCAGUUGAUUGUACGCAUGCCCCCUCAACAUUUCUGCAGUUACAGGUGCCAAAUGGCCAUUAUCAAAUGGAAUCCACUUUAUCUAGAUUGACGGUUUUGGGGCUAAGCAUACGGUGGACUAAUACAGAAUCAGAUUCUAUUUAUUUCUGUGUUGGGAAGCUUUAAUUCAGUUUGCGGUUUCUUUCUAGCCCACCCAUCUAUUCAACCUGAGGGCCUCACUUCUGUCCCCUCUCAGCCUCUUUUUUAUUCUCGCUUGGUUUUUCCCAUGUAUAUCUCCUGCUUUUUUUAAUUUUCUUUUCUUGCUCAUUGAUCUGGGUUUGGGUUCACUGAGGCUAGAGGCAUAGGAGGAUACAGGCUUCAUGCCAACCUUUCUUCCAAGCCACAGUACCCUUCUUGGUAUUCAUUUUAUAUGUUCAAAUUUAUGUUUUUCCAAUAUCUCUUCCAGUUUUAUAAAAGAGAAGUAGGUUGGAUUUGAAAAAUGCCACUACUGGUUGACUAAAAUAAUUGUCUAUCAACAAUAUAAUAUAGAGAUCACUGGCUUAUUGAUUCCUGAUCUACCCUGAAUUUAUUCAAAUAGUUACUCACCAUAGUACAGAGAAUUUACAAUAUUGGGUGGUCCUAUAGAGAAAGAAGCCAAAGGAAUGUGUAAAUUUCUGUGCCCUCUUUACAUACUUGGGAGUAAACCAAGUUAAAACAUUUACAUCAAUUCAGUUCAAAUGUUGGUUUUAUUUGCUUAAAGAAGUUAGCAUCUUACAUAUCUUUUGCUAUCACUAUUUUUUUUUUUAAUUGUGCUUUAGGUGAAGGUUUACAGAGCAAAUUAGUUUCUCGUUAAACAAUUAAUACACUUUUUUUUUGUGUGACAUUGGUUGUCAACCCUGUGACAUGUCAGCAUUCUCCCUUCUCAGCCUUGGGUUCCCUAUUACCAGCUUUCCUGUCCCCUCCUGCAUUGUCAUCCCUACCCCUGGGCUGGUGUGCUCAUUUAGUCUCAUUUUGUUUUAUGAGUCUGUCUAAUCUUUGGCUGAAGGAUGAACCUCAAGAGUGACUUCAGUACUGAGUUCAAAGGGUGACUGGAAGCCAUACUCUCCGGACUUAUCUAGUCCCUGUCAGACCAGUAAGUCUGGUCUUAUUUUAUGAGUUAGAAUAUUGUUCUACAUUUUUCUCCAGCUCUGUCCAGGACCCUCUAUUGUGAUCCCUGUCAGAGCAGUCAGUGGUGGUAGCCGGGCACCAUCUAGUUGUACUGGACUCAGUCUGGUAGAGGCUGUGGUAGUUACGGUCCCUUAGUUCUUUGGACUAACUUUUCCCUUGUGUCUUUGGUUUCCCUCGUUCUUCCUUGCUCUGGAUCGAAUGGGACCAGUGAAGUAUCUUAGAUGGCCGCUCGCAAGGUUUUAAGAGCCCAGAUACUACUCACCAAAGUAGGAUACUUAGCAAAUAUAUGAAUUUCAAUAGAUAAAUACUCAUUUUCAAUUUAAAAAAUACUGUGCACAGUUAGGUACUUUUCAAAAUUUAAAGCAUAGCCUCAAGAUACCUAUCAUGAGCUAAAAAUGAUGUAGUCACAUUUCUUUUGUUUCAACUAUUCUUAAGACCAUGGUUACCAGUUGCUUUCAUUAUACUACUCAGUUUUUAGUCUAUUUGCUCUUGAAACUUUAUAAAAUCAGUGGGAAAACAGUUUUAGUAGCUUCUGUUCUUUCAUCUCUUUGAUUGUUUUUAGGGAAGAAAAAAGUGGACCCAAAUGAAAAACAGUUAUAUUUUUGAAAUAUUUCGGGGCAGGGCAGCAUGGGGCUGUUGUGGAAAGGGAAUCCCUGGGUGGUGCAAAUAGUGAACGUGCUCUGCUGCUAAGUGAAAGGUUGAAAGUUGGAGUCCACCCAGAGGUGCCUCGGAAAAAAGACCUGGCAAUCUAUUUCUGAGAAAUCAACCACUGAAAGCCCUGUGGAGCUCAAUUCUACUCUGACCCACAUGGGGUCCCCAUGAGUAGGAGCUGGCUCAAUGGACAUUUUGGAGGGGAUGGGGUGUUAUUGUAGAACGAGUAGUUCCUCCUGAACUUGAGGGAGAAGCCACAGGUCACCAUCUGAGUUAUGUCAAGUACAUAUGGCACUUACCCUUCUGAACCUGUUCCCUCUUCUAGACAUUACAAUGUUCGUAACACCCACCUCUUGCAAGGUUUCCAGGAGGAACAAAUCAGAUAAUAAUGUAUGUGAAAGUGCUUUGAAUGAAAAUCAUGACAUUAUUAUCACCACUAGAAUUGUUAUUCCAAGUUCUAAAAAGACGGACGAGGCAAGAUGCAGAUGGUCUGUGUAGCUUGGCUCAGGAGCCAGGGAAACCCAGGUUUUUUCUGCUUUGCCCUCCAGCAUGAAGACCUAGAAGGUAAAUAUCGAUAUUGCUAUUUGUAACUAAUAGCCUCAGAGUUCAUGACAGGCGCUUUCUUGGUUCCCAUUAGCAUUCCAGAGACCAUCAUACACAGCAGUCUUUGCAGAGGCAGAGAAAACUCAUUUUCCAAGGCAAAUAAUCUCAAGCCAAGGAUUCAGUCCUGGUGGAAUGAAAUUGAGUAAGCUAGCAGAUGUGGGAGAUUAUCAAAGAUGCUUGGGUGGGAGGUUUGUGUUGAGUACGUACACCCUUUUAAAUGCGUAUAAAUGCUCACUAGAAGCCAAGAGGGAAACAGUAGGCAAGUUCAAAUGCUAGAGUCAAACGUUUAUCCAUGGAUAUUCACCAAAUAAGUAAAAAUUGAUCACGCAGCACAGGACCAAUGACUCUUCUGAUCCGUGGUGCAUUCCUUUUGUUUGAAAGUCAAUGCCCUUUGUACUUCCAAGGUUUUUGACCUAAGCCAGAAAUGGGAAGUGAGCAGAAGAGCCCAUGUUGGAUGUCAGAUAAAUGGACAGAAGAUAUUAUGGGCGGUAGAUUAGAAAAAGGAAAAGCACAUAUUACCCAUCCUGCCAUUGCCAUUUUUAUUUGAAAUAUUAAAAAUCAAUGACGGAGGAGUUUUAGAAGGCUAGCUAGAUGAUUUGAAGUUACUGUAACAUAGAGGGAGAAAGGUCUCUUCUGUUUUUAGUAGCCACAGGGUGAUUUAUGGCAGUGAAGACUGUGGGAGUGGUGGUAAAGAGGUAUACCAGGAAGAGACAGUUAAUUUAUUAUUCCCUCAUUAAUUGAAUUUGAUAAGCAUUCUUGAUUUAGUAAUAUCCAUUAGUUUCCAUGUUUCAGUAUUGUUCUGCAAAAGCCUCUAGGAGUACGUUUUAUGGCUACAGUAUAUUUAUUAUUUUACACACAUGUUGAAGUAAAAGUACCUUGUAACAUUUCAAAUACUGACUCAUCCCCCAAAUUUGAAAACCUCAACUUAGCACUUUCUAAAACGUCAGAGUAAAUUGGUAUACUUUUUAUAUGUACUAAGACGUGGAUGGAAACCCUGGUAGCGUAGUGGUUAAGAGCUACGGCUGCUAACUAAAAGGUCAGCAGUUCAGCUCCACCAGGUGCUCCUUGGAAACAGUAUGGGACAGUUCUGCUCUAUCCUGUAGGGUCUCUAUGAGUCAGAAUGGACAGCAACUGGUUUUUUUUUUUUUUUUGAAGAUGCAGAUGAAGACAUGUGCUUGCUAAUGAACAUAGCAGGAAAGAAAAUUCUCUCCAGUCUAUUCAUUACUAUUCUUUGCAUUUUUUGUCAUUUAAUAUUUUACUCUUUGAAUAUAUGUGAUUGGGGAUUCGAUGUGCCAAUUGGAAGACCUCUGCGGUUCAGAAAUUCACAGGAAUGUGAACUCCGAAACCAUAUUCAUUUAACAGAGUACUGCCCCUAAGACAAUCCAUCAGAUAUUUUCCACAAGGCUGUGGAAGACAGGAUAAAAGGCAUAUUUUAAAAGAAUCCAGAGCUGCUGUUGGCGAAUUGUACCCACGGGGAGAUGAUUCCUCAUGAAGAGCCUGGAUCCCCUACAGAAAUCAAAUGUGACUUUCCGUUUAUCAGACUAAAACCAGAGCCAGCCAGCCAGUGAGACAGUCACCGUGGAGGGGGGACGGCGAAAAAUGAAAUCCAACCAAGAACGGAGCAACGAAUGCCUGCCUCCCAAGAAACGUGAGAUCCCCGCCACCAGCCGGCCCUCCGAGGAGAAGGCCCCGGCACUGCCCAACGACAACCACCGGGCAGAGGGCUUGGCAUGGCUCUCCAGCCAUCCGGGGGGCCCAGGCCACGGAGGCGGCAGGCACGGGCCCACGGGGACUGCAGUGGAGCUCGCUUUACAGCAGGGAAUAGGUUUACACAAAUCGUUGUCCACGGGGCUGGACUACUCCCCGCCCAGUGCCCCCCGCUCAGUUCCGGCCACCACCACGCUCCCCACGGUGUACCCACCCCCGCCAUCGGGGACACCAGUGUCCCCCGUGCAGUACGCCCACCUGCCCCACACCUUCCAGUUCAUUGGAUCCUCCCAGUACAGCGGGCCCUAUGCCGGCUUCAUCCCCUCCCAGCUGAUCUCCCCAACGGCCAAUCCCGCCACCAGUGCAGUGGCCUCGGCUGCCAUGGCCACCACUCCGUCCCAGCGCUCCCAGCUGGAGGCCUAUUCCACACUGCUGGCCAACAUGGGCAGUUUGAGCCAGGCCUCGGGACACAAGGUUGAGCAGCAGCAGCAGCAGCAGCAGCAGCAGCAACAACACUUAAGCAGGACUCCUGGGCUCAUGACCGCAGGGUCCCCACCACCCACCCAGCAGAACCAGUACGUCCACAUUUCCAGCUCCCCGCAGAGCUCAGGGCGCACGGCCUCUCCUCCGACCCUCCCUGUCCACCUGCACCCCCACCAGACCAUGAUCCCACACACGCUCACCCUGGGGCCCUCCUCCCAGGUGGUCGUGCAGUACACGGACUCUGGGGGCCACUUCGUUCCUCGUGAGUCCACCAAGAAGGCCGAGAGCAGCCGGCUGCAGCAGGCCUUGCAGGCCAAGGAGAUCCUCAACGGGGAGAUGGAGAAGAGCCGGAGAUACGGGGUCCCCCCCUCGGCGGACCUGGGCCUGGUGAAGGCGGGCGGGAAGGCGGCGGCCCACCCCUAUGAGUCCAGGCAUAUGGUGGUCCACCCGAGCCCUGCUGACUACAGCACUCGCGAUAUCCCCGGGGUCCGGGCCUCUGUGAUGGUCCUGCCCAACAGCAACACGCCCGCCACGGACCUGGAGGUGCAGCAGGUCACCCACAGGGAGGCGUCCCCCUCCACCCUCAACGACAAGAGCAGCUUGCACUUAGGGAAGGCCAGCCACAGGUCCUAUGCGCUGUCUCCGCAACAGGCGCUGGGACCCGAAGGCGUGAAGGCCGCUGUCGCCACCCUGUCCCCCCACUCGGUCAUCCAGACGACACACAGCGCCUCGGAGCCACUCCCCGUCGGGUUGCCAGCCACGGCCUUCUACGCAGGGACCCAGGCCCCCGUCAUUGGCUACCUGAGCAGCCAGCAGCAAGCAAUCACCUACGCCGGCAGCCUGCCCCAGCACCUGGUGAUUCCUGGCACUCAGCCCCUGCUCAUCCCAGUCGGCAACGCGGACAUGGAGGCAUCAGGGGCAGCCUCUGCCAUCGUCACAUCAUCGCCCCAGUUCGCUGCAGUGCCUCACACCUUCGUCACGACCGCCAUUCCCAAGAGCGAGAACUUCAGCCCGGAGGCCCUGGCGGCACCAGCCGCCUACCCGGCCAUGGUGCAGGCCCAGAUCCACCUGCCCGUGGUGCAGUCCGUUGCCUCCCCAUCAGCGGUGCCCCCAACACUGCCUCCCUACUUCAUGAAAGGCUCCAUCAUCCAGCUGGCCAAUGGGGAGCUGAAGAAGGUGGAGGACUUGAAAACGGAAGACUUCAUCCAGAGCGCGGAGAUAAGCAACGACCUGAAAAUCGACUCCAGCACGGUGGAGAGGAUCGAAGACAGCCACAGCCCGGGGGUCGCCGUGAUACAAUUUGCCGUCGGGGAGCACCGAGCACAGGUCAGCGUUGAAGUUUUGGUAGAGUAUCCUUUUUUUGUGUUUGGACAGGGCUGGUCAUCUUGCUGUCCAGAGAGAACCAGCCAGCUCUUUGAUUUGCCGUGUUCCAAACUCUCAGUUGGGGAUGUCUGCAUUUCUCUCACCCUCAAGAACCUGAAGAAUGGCUCUGUUAAAAAGGGCCAGUCCGUGGAUCCCUCCAGCGUCCUGCUGAAGCACUCAAAGACCGACUGCCUCGCGGGUGGCAGACACAGGUACGCCGAGCAGGAAAACGGAAUUAAUCAGGGAAGUGCCCAGAUGCUCUCUGAGAAUGGAGAACUAAAGUUUCCAGAAAAAACAGGAUUGCCUGCAGCGCCCUUGCUCACCAAAAUAGAACCCAGCAAGCCCAUGGCGACAAGGAAGAGGAGGUGGUCGGCACCGGAGACCCGCAAACUGGAGAAGUCGGAAGACGAGCCACCUUUGACUCUUCCAAAGCCUUCUCUAAUUCCUCAGGAGGUUAAGAUUUGCAUUGAGGGCCGGUCUAACGUAGGCAAGUAAAGGCAGCGUGGGGGAACGGAAAGUUGGCUCUCCCUUGUUAUUUUUAUCCAGAUUACUGUACUGUAGGCUAAAUAACAUAGUAUUUACAUGUUAUCCUCUUAUUUUAGGUUUAUGUUAUAACGUUGUCAUUAGAGUUACAGCUGGUGUUUUGCAGGAGGCUGAUGCAUAUGGUUUUUCCACGAGUGUUUGUCAGUGAGUGGGUGGGUGGAUGGCCAGAGCAGGGGCGGCCGAGGCUCCAAGCGUCCUGGGUGCAGAUGAAUGUGGCAUCACAGUUCCUGCCUUUUCUAGCAGCACAGAAACAUCAGUGGACGCUGACUCCUGCUAGUUUCAUGGGGAAGUUCUGCGUGGCUGCAGCGAGCGUGUGAAUGUGUGUGUGCGUGCCUGGGAACGCGGGUGUUGCGGCGGGCGAGUAAGGGUCUCUUUCUCUCUGCCUCCCUCUGUCUCACUCUCUCUUGCUCUCAGCAUGGGGUUCAGGCGCAGAGCAGUGUCCCCGCCGCCGGCUGUGGAGGCUCUCACAUGCAAAAUAAGCAUCCAGAACCCAGAUUUAGGGCCUCCUCCAGCGGCAUCAGACGUCAGAUGGAAAGCUAACCGUUUAAAAGAACAUUUUUUUUUUCCCCUUCAACAUAUUUUACAAUAAAAGCAACUUUUAAUCACAGAUAUAUAUAUUUCCCCCUAUGGGGCCUGACUGCACUGAUUUUUUUUAAAGAGCAACUGCCACACGUGGGGUUUCAUUUCUGCUUUCCUAGUGCAGUGAUUUUGCCAGGGUGUUGUGGCGGGCAGGGAGCCCCAGCGUGCACCGCUCCACGG
Molecule: messenger RNA, 12101 nt
Organism: Loxodonta africana (African savanna elephant)
Lineage: Eukaryota; Metazoa; Chordata; Mammalia; Proboscidea; Elephantidae
Gene: ATXN1
Product: ataxin 1
Exons: 4
Coding region: 8847-11294 (815 amino acids)
Biological process (GO): negative regulation of transcription by RNA polymerase II; nervous system development
Cellular component (GO): nucleus
Molecular function (GO): protein binding; RNA binding
Source: RefSeq, a predicted model, not a curated record